UUGGAGGAGUCACCGGUGCAUCACUUCCGUAGUGGUGUGGUUACCGCCAAACUUUAAACGAGCAGGCGGGCGCGCGAUACUGCACAAGACAGUCUCCUUGCGUUUCUUUUAAAAGAAAAGCGUUUUUCGUCAAAAUGCCUUUUACACCGAAAAGAUCCCGCUCUGAAGAUAUGGAUGAUUCAAUGGAAAAAAGAAUAAAACGUAUCUCAAUCGAAGGAAAUAUUGCGGCGGGCAAAUCUACAUUUGUGCGAUUUUUGGAGCAAGAGAGCUCGGACUGGGAAGUGGUGCCAGAGCCUAUCGCCAGGUGGUGCAAUGUCCAAACCAAUGGCAGUGACUUUGAGGAACUGAGCACUUCUCAGAGAAGUGGAGGUAACGUGUUGCAGCUCAUGUAUGAGAAGCCAGAGAGGUGGGCCUACACUUUCCAGAGCUAUGCCUGCAUCAGUCGAGUCCGAGCUCAGAUCCGAUCAGCCAAUGGGAAGCUUAGAGAUGCUGAGAAUCCUGUCCAGUUUUUUGAGCGCUCUAUCUACAGUGACAGGUACAUCUUUGCGUCCAACCUUUAUGAGAGCGAGUGUAUGAAUGAUACCGAAUGGUCUGUCUACCAGGACUGGCACAGCUGGCUUCAUAGUCAGUUUGGCAAACACAUAGAAUUAGACGGGAUUGUGUACCUCAGAGCAGCUCCAGAGAAAUGCUUGGAACGAUUACAUUUACGAGGCAGAGAGGAAGAGCAAGAAAUCCCUCUGGAGUAUUUGGAGAAGCUUCACUUUAAACAUGAGAGCUGGCUACAACACAAGACCAUGAGCAUGGAAUUUGAGUACCUUAGCGAUGUGCCCGUUUUGACAAUUGAUGUCAAUGAAGACUUCAAGGGUAAUAAAAACAAAGGUGCAGACAUGAUUGAGAAGGUGAAGGAGUUCUUGAAUACGCUGUAGAGCGGAUAUGACCACAUUAUUACUGUUAGGUUUUACUUGAAGAAAUUCCAGUAGGGGUUUUUAAACACAUUUUUUUUGUAUCAGUUUUACUAAAAUUGUAUGUAGACUUGUUGUAUUUAUGAUAAAUUACACAACCAUGUCAACAAAUUUGUAAAUAUUUUCUCAAAGUUUAUUAAAUAUUUUCAUCUUUUCUAUA
Boleophthalmus pectinirostris (great blue-spotted mudskipper) is the source of this 1122-nucleotide messenger RNA. It is a transcript of the gene dck, whose product is annotated as deoxycytidine kinase. NCBI's taxonomy places the organism in Eukaryota, Metazoa, Chordata, Actinopteri, Gobiiformes, Gobiidae. Gene Ontology annotation, biological process: nucleobase-containing compound metabolic process. The transcript has 7 exons. The coding region runs from base 135 to 926 and encodes 263 amino acids. Gene Ontology annotation, cellular component: cytoplasm; mitochondrion. The record is from RefSeq and is a predicted model, not a curated record. Gene Ontology annotation, molecular function: deoxycytidine kinase activity; ATP binding.